CAACCGGGCGGAAGCACGCUUGUCUCUUUCCGGGGGAGGCUGCGAGCCACGUGAAGCAGGGAACUCUCGCCGUCGCAAGGCAAUGUCCGCCUGGCCCCUGCCGCCGACUUUCCCUGGCUGGGCCGCCUACGGGCACUGGCCGCCGCGCCCGCCAGGAGGAAUCUGCCAUUAUGGUGAAGAAUGGCAAGUGGAACAAAGAGGACAGCAACGUUUCAGAGCUUAUCAACAGAACUACAAGCAGAAGAACAAGAAGAGGAAAGAACCAGUUUUUACUCAUUAUUGUGACACGUGUGAUCGUGGCUUUAAAAACAAGGCGAAGUAUGAGGAGCAUCUCUCUCAGCACAAGCAGUGUACAGAAGAUGGGUGUAGCUUCAGUGCACAUGAAAAAUUGGUUCACAUCCACUGGAAGAAUAUGCAUUCUCCUGGAGCCAAACGAAUCAAGUUAGAUACUCUUGAGGAGAUUGCUAAAUGGAGGGAAGAAAGAAAAAAAAAUUUCCCUACUUUGGCGAACAUUGAAAAAAAGAAAGCGCUGCAGAUGGAAAAGGAGCAGAGAGGAGAGGUGCUGAGCACGCUGCAGUUUGGCAAGAUGAAGGGGAUGUGGAAGCCCUCCCAAGGCGAGACGUCGCAGCAGUGCGGGACAGGAGGGCGGCAGAGAGAUGGCUUCAGGACCACAUCUCAGGGUGUGCCGGGUCCUGCCACUCUUCCCCUGAACGCUGCAGGUCUGACCGACCGUGGGAGCGAGCCGGGAGCCGGAAGGGAGCCUGCUGGGAAAGCCCAGGCCUCUGUGAGAGACGAAGAUCCCCUCGGCCUUUUGGCUGCCUGCGAUUCUGAUUCAGACAAAGAAGCAGGAGCUGCAGAAGACGCCUCCGCAGGCGUGACUGUCAUUCCCAAGCAGAUAACCUCUGCGUUGAGCUCCCUGGUGGCCAGUUACGGCAGCAUGUCGGAAAGCGAGAGUGAGGAAGGUGAAGAGCCCAUCCAGACUGCAGCAAAAGUACUUGCUGAAAAUCAGGCUGUUCUCAGAAGUAUCCAUCAGCCUUCCAAUGUCCCCCAUACCUAUGAAGACACAGGCCGUCAAGAAGCCCCUCCCCGUGGAGUGGAAAAGUUGGGGGAAUCAAAUCCACGCACGGAACACACCAGAGGACCCAGCCGACGGAGGAAGACGCUUUGGGAGUUGCCAAAACGCCGUCCAACACUGCUAGAAAUGCUGCUUGCCAAGGACAUUCGGCAUGAAAGGAACGUGAUUUUGCAGUGCAUCCGCUAUAUCGUCCAAAAUAUGUUCGGACACCAUGCGCGGGCUGUUUCAGCAGGAAGACUGGAGACUGGGGACACUCCUCAAGAUAUGGAGGGGCUCUUUCCAGGCGGGCAGGAGGAAUCCAGCUCCUGUUGUGGUUUUGACCAUCAGUCAGCAGAACAGAAUGGAUUGGUUGGACGGAGCAAGGAUGCAGCCCUGUCUCGGACAUCACAGACUCCUCGUGCUGUGGAGGAGGUGUUGGAAACCACGGAAAUCCAUUAGGAAGGACCCUGACGCAGUUGUGGGGGGCCGGAAGGUCCGUGUCUCAUUUCAGGGCUUAUGCUUAAAAGGUGAUCAGACGGCUCAUUAAAAACAGCUUUUGUGCUGUGAACAUACGUCUAUUUAUGGGCAACUCCCAAAGGCUUUGGAGGGCAACCCUUUUGAUCUUAAAAGUAUUUUUCCUGUGGUUUUUCUGUUUACAUUUCAUAAAUUAAA
Molecule: messenger RNA, 1726 nt
Organism: Gekko japonicus
Lineage: Eukaryota; Metazoa; Chordata; Lepidosauria; Squamata; Gekkonidae
Gene: NUFIP1
Product: nuclear fragile X mental retardation protein interacting protein 1
Exons: 10
Coding region: 83-1513 (476 amino acids)
Biological process (GO): box C/D snoRNP assembly
Cellular component (GO): nucleus
Molecular function (GO): RNA binding
Source: RefSeq, a predicted model, not a curated record